CCUACGUUCUUUCAACUUCCGGUUAGGUCGGAUGUCAGUAGUUAAAAGUCAUCUCAGGAAGAAACAUGACAUUAUAAUCAAGUAAUUUAUGUAUUUGUGCGUUCAUUUCAUCUUAACAAAGCGAUUUAAAAUGUUUCGCACGUUCUGUAAACGUGCAGCUUGGACAUCACGUGCGAUCCGGCCGCUGCAUCCGCGGUGUAAAGUACUCGAGCUGCCCGCAAUUCGAGCUUCUAAAUCGGCCAGCAGGACGUCCUGGUGCCGCGUGACACACGAACGGCAUUCAAGUAAUUCUGCACGGGUUUCCAAGGUUCCUCAGGUGCCCACAUGGGAGCCCGUAGCUGAAAGCCAACUUCCACCGCAAACGAAAGUCUCUCCAGAUUUAGUGGACAAGUUGGAGAGAUUAGCUCUUGUUGACUUUGGCAGUAAAGAAGGAGUGGACUGUCUGGAGAAAUCCAUUAGAUUUGCUGAUCAGCUUCAUGUUGUUAAUACAGAUGGUGUCGAACCGAUGGACUCUGUUCUAGAGGACAGAGUCCUGUACCUUCGAGCUGAUACUGUAACUGAGGGUGAUUGUGCAGAGGACCUGCUCAGGUUGGCCAAACAUACAGUAGAGGAUUACUUUGUAGCACCUCCAGGAAAUAUUCCAUUGCCAAAGAGAGAAGAGAGAUCUGCUAUGCUUAAACACUCAGACUUUUGACUGAAACAUCAUAACAGCUCUGACUUUAUAAUAAAUAUUUAAACUGUAAACU
Molecule: messenger RNA, 746 nt
Organism: Misgurnus anguillicaudatus (oriental weatherfish)
Lineage: Eukaryota; Metazoa; Chordata; Actinopteri; Cypriniformes; Cobitidae
Source: RefSeq, a predicted model, not a curated record